This is a messenger RNA of Oryzias latipes (Japanese medaka), 1073 nucleotides long. Lineage: Eukaryota; Metazoa; Chordata; Actinopteri; Beloniformes; Adrianichthyidae. The record is from RefSeq and is a predicted model, not a curated record.
CGUGCGGUCAACUUUUUGUGAGCUGCUACGGUCCGGUCCCAAAAUGUCCCUUUUGACCUCAUUUUCAAACUGCUGAACUAGUUUUGCUUUUUUUGUAUUACUCUCAAGUCUUACCACUGUAAAGAGACAAGAACGAAGUGAGAAAAAUAACAACAGCAAUAUUAAGAGCUCCUAGAAUGCCACGGGAAAAGCCUGUAUCGGAGAAGCCGACUCCCGCAUCCAAAAACCCAGAGAUGACAACACAUGACCACGAAUACGCCAUGGAAGUUUCCUCGCUGUCUACUAAAAGGAAAACCCCGGUUACACCCACCAAACCCUCCGUUCCACCUAACAAGGUAGUCGUCUCUAACAAAAGUGAUGCCGAGUUGUCAGCAUUAACUGCCGCCAUCGAAAAACUGACGGCGAGAUUUGACGACUUUGACGGCAGACUUCGGGAAAACUCUGUGAUUCUGGCUAAUCUGACGAAGAUCACUGAGGUAAACGCUGCUGAUAUAAAGGACUGUAAAUCCAAAGUGCACAAUCUGGGAAAAGAAGUUUCUGUGCUGAGGAAAGAAAAUGAUGACUUAAGAGAGAGGGUGGUGGAGAUGGAGCGAUAUAAACGGCGCUGGAACCUGAAGUUACAAGGUUUGAAAGAAAAAACCGAGGAAAACACCCGCAAAGAAGUCCUGGAGAUCCUGGCAAAGAUCGCCCCACAGCACACAUCGGUGUUGGAAAUGGUUGUGGAUACAGUACAUCGGCUGGGGAGGAAAGAAACCGGGAGGCACCGCCAAAUCAUCAUCCAGUUCUCCAUGAGGCACUACCGCGACAUCUUCUGGAAGGUUUCUAAGGAUGCAAGGGUUUGUCAAGAGCUGGGAAUCUUCUUCAAGCAGGAUUUCUGCAAAGCUGACCGAGAAGCAAGAGCUGCUGUCUGGCCCAAAAUGGAGAAAGCGAGAGCUGCGGGACAGAACGUGUACUACCGGGGCCACAUCGGAAGAUCCUUAGCAACUGUAGCAAUAGGAAUUGCUUGUUUAGUUUUGGGUUCCGACCGGGGAGUUGAGAGUGUAACACCGGAAGUGAAGGCUGUGUACUUGUAA